AUGGCUCAAAAGUACGCCAAAGACGAGCCCGCAGGUUUCACCAACCGCAUCGAGCGCAUCGCCAUCGUCGGCGCAGGCGGCCAACUCGGCGGACACUUCACGACCGCGCUGCUGCGCACCGGGCGGCACACCAUUACGGCCCUCACCCGGCGUGGCAGCAAGAACGUGCUCCCGGCGGGCGUGAUCGCCGCGCCGGUCGACUACGCCGACGAGGACACCCUCGUGGCGGCGUUGCGCGGGCAGCAGUUCCUCAUCAUCACGCUGUCGGUGAUGGCGCCGCCCGACACCCACGCCGCGCUGGUGCGCGCGGCGGGCAAGGCCGGCGUGCCCUACGUGAUGCCGAACGGGUACGGGUCGGAUUUUGAGAAUGAGGUGUUGAUGCGGGAUGAUCGGUUGGGUGGGGCCGCGGUGAAGGGGUGGUGUGGGGAGAUUGAGAAGGUCGGGGCGGCGUGGGUGGCGGUGGUGUGUGGGUUUUGGUAUGAGUAUAGUUUGGUGUUGGGGCCGGUGUGUCUCGGGCUGGAUCAUGCGUCGAAGAAGGCGACGUUGUAUGAUGAUGGGGAGGCGAGGGUCAAUCUGACGACGUUUGAGCAGUGCGCGCGGGCGGUCGCGGCGCUGUUGAGUUUGAAGGAGCUGCCGGAGGAUGAGGGUGAUGAGGCGCCGACGGUGAGUCGGUGGAGGAAUAAGCCGUUGUAUGUGGCGAGCUUCAGGGUUAGUCAGAGGGAGAUGUUGGAGAGCUGGAAGAGGGUUACGGGAGAGGAGUGGACGGUGGAGAGCGAGCCGAGCGAGGAGAGGUAUCGGAAGGGGGUUGAGAUGAUGCAGGGUUCGGCGGAUCCGAUGAUGGCGCGUAUGGGAGCCGCGUUGGCGACCUUUGCGAGGAUCUUUUAUCCUGAUGGGAGCGGCGACUAUGAGAGCUCGAGGGGUUUGGCGAACGGGUUGCUUGGGUUGCCGAAGGAAGACUUGGACGAGCGGACCAAAGUGGCGAAGAAGAUGCUGGAUGAUGGGUAUCCCGGCUGGGUGUUCCAGAGGAUGCAGAACGCUUAG
This is a messenger RNA of Chaetomium globosum CBS 148.51, 1041 nucleotides long. RefSeq lists its product as uncharacterized. The record is from RefSeq and is a predicted model, not a curated record. The transcript has 2 exons. The coding region runs from base 1 to 1041 and encodes 346 amino acids. NCBI's taxonomy places the organism in Eukaryota, Fungi, Ascomycota, Sordariomycetes, Sordariales, Chaetomiaceae. Gene Ontology annotation, molecular function: oxidoreductase activity.